AUGCCUCAGAGAAUCCCCGAGGCCGAGAGGCUGCUGGACCUCCUGUCCAUGAAGGGCAAGGUCGCUGUCGUCACCGGUGCCUCCGGCCCCAAGGGAAUGGGCAUUGAAGCCGCCCGCGGCCUCGCGGAGAUGGGCGCCGACCUCGCCAUCACCUACGCGUCUCGUGCCGAGGGUGGCAUCAAGAACGCAGAAGAGCUGUCCAAGGAGUACGGCAUCAAGUGCAAGGCCUACAAGUGCCAGGUCGACAAGUACGAGAGCGUCGAGAAGCUCGUCAAGGACGUCAUCGCGGACUUUGGCAAGAUCGAUGCCUUCAUCGCCAACGCCGGUGCUACCGCCGAUUCCGGUGUCCUGGACGGUUCCGUCGAGGCAUGGAACCACGUCGUCCAGGUCGACUUGAACGGCACCUUCCACUGCGCAAAGGCCGUCGGCCACCACUUCAAGGAGCGCGGCACGGGCUCGCUCGUCCUCACCUCCUCCAUGUCCGGCCACAUUGCCAACUUCCCCCAGGAGCAGACGUCCUACAACGUCGCCAAGGCCGGCUGCAUCCACAUGGCCAAGUCGCUCGCCAACGAGUGGCGCGACUUCGCCCGUGUCAACAGCAUCUCGCCUGGCUACAUCGACACCGGUCUCUCCGACUUCGUCGCCAAGGACAUCCAGCAGCUGUGGCACAGCAUGAUCCCCAUGGGCCGUGACGGUCUCGCCAAGGAGCUCAAGGCCGCCUACGUCUACUUCGCCUCCGACGCUUCGACCUACACCACCGGCGCCGACCUCCUCAUCGACGGCGGCUACUGCGUCCGAUAA
Lecanosticta acicola is the source of this 801-nucleotide messenger RNA. The record is from the annotation of a GenBank genome assembly. NCBI's taxonomy places the organism in Eukaryota, Fungi, Ascomycota, Dothideomycetes, Mycosphaerellales, Mycosphaerellaceae.